This is a messenger RNA of Drosophila grimshawi, 3716 nucleotides long. It is a transcript of the gene Pitslre, whose product is annotated as serine/threonine-protein kinase PITSLRE. Lineage: Eukaryota; Metazoa; Arthropoda; Insecta; Diptera; Drosophilidae. Gene Ontology annotation, cellular component: nucleus. The transcript has 3 exons. Bases 254 to 3541 code for a protein of 1095 amino acids. Gene Ontology annotation, molecular function: ATP binding; cyclin-dependent protein serine/threonine kinase activity. The record is from RefSeq and is a predicted model, not a curated record. Gene Ontology annotation, biological process: regulation of mitotic cell cycle; protein phosphorylation.
UAUUUUUAUAAAAAAAAAAAAACAAAGAAAAGAAAAAAACGUAAUAUUCCACCGAAAACCCAAUUGAAGGUCAUCAAAUAUAAAUGUACAGAAACUGCACGACAAGACAUUUGGCAUAAAUUGCUGCUGCAAAUUACUCGGGUGAAUCAGCAGCUAGAAAAGCAGGAAGGCAACGCCAGCCUCUGUCUGUCACUAGAGCCAAAAACACCAUUUAAUAACCAAACACAAAAAAGAACACAACACUAAACGCAAUAUGGUCAAUACAUCGGGCAGUGAAGAUGGCCAGCUGCGCAGCCCCAACGACGGACACUAUAUCAGCUGCGAUGAUGAGCACGAUGCGGACGAUGGCCUCUAUAUACAGCCGCCACAGGCGACGAGCAGCACUCAGCAGCAGCAGCAGGCUCGCGGUGGUGGAGACGCGGCGUCGGGUACGCGUCGCGAAAAGAAGAAACACUCCAGGGAUCGUCGGCACAAGGAACACCACACGCUAGAUGGCAUCGAAAGGGAUCGAGAACGUGAACGUGACCGGGAAAGGCAGCGUGAAAGGGAAAGGGAGCGUGAAAGGGAACGCUAUGAUUAUCGGGCAGCACGGGAUGAGAUGGAGCAACGUUAUCAUCCACAUGCACAUCCCCAUCCACAUCCGCAUCAGCAUCGCAGCGAGCGUAAGCAUCACUUGAGCCAUGCUGCCGCCUAUCAUUAUCAGCAACAGUUGCCACUGCCGCCGAUGCCGCCACAGAGCUAUGCACAUCAUGCCCACCAUCAUCAUCAUCAUCACCAGCAGCAACAACAGCAGCAGCAGCAACAACAGCAACAACAACAGUCAGCACCUCAACUGAUGAGCUUAUCACGUGGCGGCGGCGGCGGCGGUGGAGCACGGGGCGAUUAUUAUCACAGCAGUCGUCAUCAUGUGGAUUAUGUAGAUGUUGUUGAGCAGGUGCCGCGACGUGCCAGCAAACAUGGACAUGUCUACGAGCAGGUCAAGGAUGCCGAGAGUCUCGAACAGGACCUGCGCUCGCGGCUGCUCAGCAAGCGACACAAAUACGUCAAAGACUAUGCCACGGAUGAGAGUUAUGAGCAGCAGAUGCAGCAGCAGAUGCAGCAGCAGCAGCAACAACAACAACUCCAGCAGCAGUCCCAAUCCCAGCACAGUCGCCGCAAGGAGCGUGAAUCGCGACGCGCCGGCUCCACCAGUCACAGUCAUAAGCUGCGUCACGGUCAGGUCAUUGAGCUGCUGGACAGUCCCGAGACGCAUGCAACGCAACAUCGGCGCAGCAAAGAGCAAAGACGCGCCGCCGAAGCUGAGGCACAGCUGCAACAACAACAGCAGCGACGUACUGCAUCCGCCAUCGAUCCGGAGCUCUUGGCGCGUCGUGAGAAAAUCUUGGCCGCGGAACGCGAGAAUCGCAAGCGGAAGCAGAUUGCCCGGGAGCAGCUUGAGGCGCGUCGGGAGCAAUUGCUGCGCGAGCGCAACGAGCACAGUGAUGCUCUAAGUCCCAGCACAGUGGCAGCCAGUGUCACCGCUGGCCUCAACAUAAUCAAGCGGAAGCAUAAAUCCAAACCGGGUGGAAUCGAGGAGCAUUAUGAACAUCAUCGAAAGCGCAGCAAGCCAACAAAUGAGGAGCAGACAAAGAAAAGCAAUGCCGGCGAUGAUGAUGAGGAUGCCAGUAAUGAGAGUGAGCCAAGUGAGUCCGAUGAAGACGAUGAUGACGAUGAUGAGGAGGAGGAUGAGGAUGACGAGGAGGAAGAGAGUGCCAGUGGCAGUGCGGCAAGUGGCAGCGAUACGGCGGAGGAGAGCAGCUACGAACAGCACCAGCAGCAGCAGCAGGCAAAGUCAACGCACAAGCGAAACAAGCGAAAACGAAAGCAAGCAACGCAUCUUGCUGGUCGUGAGGAUGAGGGUGAGGAUGAGGAUGUACCACUGCCCGACAGCCCAUUGAGUGUGGGUGCCCUCUACAAAUCGCCCCAGCAGCAAAGGCCGCAUUCCCAUUCCGUCAGCUCGAAGAGUUCCAGGCGCAGUCGCAGCAGCGAUAAGAGUCGGAGUCGCAGUCGCAGUCGCAGUCGAUUCCCCGCCAGCAGCAGUGUGGAUGAACGGGAUGAGCAAGUGAAUCAUCAAUGUUCGCGCAGCAGCAGCACACGCAGCGAGGAGCGUGGCAUGGUCGGUCAACAGCAGCAGCAACAGUCGGACAACAACAAUCCCAUUGAGCCGGCGCUGGAGAAGCUUGCGAAGAUUGCCGUUGAGGAUUUGCCGCCAUGCGAUGACAAAGGCGUGCCGCUGCCCAACUAUUAUCCGGGCGUGCAGGGCUGUCGUUCCGUCGAGGAGUUCCAGUGCCUCAAUCGCAUCGAGGAGGGCACCUAUGGCGUUGUCUAUCGCGCCAAGGAUAAGCGUACCAAUGAAAUCGUUGCCCUCAAGCGCCUCAAGAUGGAAAAGGAGAAGGAGGGUUUUCCCAUCACAUCGCUGCGUGAGAUUAACACGCUGCUCAAGGGACAACAUCCGAAUAUUGUGACAGUGCGUGAGAUUGUCGUCGGCUCCAACAUGGAUAAGAUCUUCAUUGUGAUGGACUAUGUGGAGCAUGAUCUGAAAUCUCUGAUGGAAACGAUGAAGCAGCGCAAGCAGAGCUUCUUUCCGGGCGAGGUCAAGUGCCUGGCCCAACAGCUGCUGCUAGCCGUUGCCCAUCUGCACGACAAUUGGAUAUUGCAUCGUGACCUGAAGACCUCCAAUCUUUUGCUCUCGCACAAGGGCAUUCUCAAGGUGGGUGAUUUUGGGCUGGCCCGCGAAUAUGGCUCCCCGCUGAAGAAGUACACCUCGCUGGUGGUCACGUUAUGGUAUCGAGCGCCAGAACUGCUCCUCUGCUCACCCGAAUACUCGACACCGAUUGAUGUGUGGUCCGUCGGUUGCAUUUUUGCCGAAUUCCUGCAGAUGGCACCCAUCUUUCCGGGCAAAUCUGAAAUCGAUGAACUCAAUCGCAUCUUUAAGGAACUGGGCACUCCCAACGAGAAAAUCUGGCCUGGCUACACGGAGCUGCCGGCUGUCAAGAAUAUGCUCAGCCAGAAUUCUCAAUUCACCGACUAUCCGGUGUCGCAGCUGCGAAAGCAUUUCCAAGACAAGACCUCGCAGGCGGGCCUGGGGCUGCUGCAGGGCCUGCUCACCUACGAUCCGAAACAAAGACUGACUGCUGAUGCGGCGCUGAAGCAUGGCUACUUUAAGGAGCUACCCCUACCCAUCGAUCCAUCCAUGUUCCCCACGUGGCCAGCGAAAAGCGAGCUGGGCGCACGCAAGGCGCAGGGCUCAUCUCCCAAGCCGCCAUCCGGUGGCUCGCAAUUCAAGCAGCUGGGACGCGAUGAGCCCAUGGCAACGACGGCAACAGGUGUUGCUGGUGCUGGCGGCGGCAUCGGUGGUGCUAAGCUCGCCUCCGGCAUCAUAACGGGCAACAAGAAAAGCAGCGGUGGGGCCUCGGCGGCAGCAAGCACGGGAUUCGUUCUCAAUGCAGGACUAACGCAACGGCAACUGGCCAUGGGUCCAGGCUUUAGCCUGAAGUUCUGAGAUAGAGACGGAGCCGGAGACGGAAUGUGUGUUUACAGAUUUUUAGCCAAUUCGUGGAUUAAUUGUUAUGUAUAGCGUUUAGCGUGUAAGAUGAAAAUAAGCAAGAAAACAAUAUCGUUUAAUGUAUGUGUACAAAUAUUGUUCCAAAUAUAAUUUAAAAGCCAUACAAAUCACA